AUGUGUCAUGGACACCCCCAUUAUCAUCCAUGUUCUCAUACCUCUAUCAAGUGGUUAUAUUGUCCCGAGGCAAACUUUGACUUAGCGACAGGCUAUGAGGCUCCAUGCGCCAACCCCAUAUAUUCGACCGCUCAGCCCGUCAAGACCGAUUGUCCUUUGAAGAAUUGCAACUUCAAAGCACUGAAAGGAAGUUGGAGCUGUUGCACGUGCGGGCAAGGCCCCAACACACAAGGAUGGUGCACUGUUGUGAGGCAAGUUGUGGAUUGGAACCCGGUCACGAAGAGGAUGGAGAACAUGGACGUGCCUUGCGGGCAUGGUUGCUGCGGCAUGUGUAGCCGCUAUCCGUCCUCAAGGCAAUCGACGCCAGAGAUGUCAUUUGCCGAGAUCUGCAAAGGAAGGUCCGGUCGCAAAAGCCAUGGCAAUAGUAGGCUGCCCGGACACAGGCGACCUUCGGCGUACGACAACAACUUCGGCGGAAGCGUCGCGGCCGUCGUGGACGAUUCGCCAGCUACCACCUCUUCAGUAGCACACACCUCGCGAAGCUCGCGGAAGUCCGCGUACGACACUGGUGUAGAUUAUUUGACCAAGAAGGCCAAGGCAACGAGCAGUUGUAAGAAAACAGGAUAUAAGCAGAGAAGCUAG
Xylaria bambusicola is the source of this 642-nucleotide messenger RNA. RefSeq lists its product as uncharacterized. The coding region runs from base 1 to 642 and encodes 213 amino acids. The transcript is spliced from 2 exons. NCBI's taxonomy places the organism in Eukaryota, Fungi, Ascomycota, Sordariomycetes, Xylariales, Xylariaceae. The record is from RefSeq and is a predicted model, not a curated record.